CUCUGCAGGUUUGGCCCGGAGCAGCGGAACCUUUUGAAAGGCCUCCGGUAAACAAGCGCAGCGGGGACACUGGAGGAGAACGCACACCACUCUCCGCGUGCUGUUUGCUUGGAGUCGUACGAGCGGAAGUGAACAUUCUGCCGACUUCUUCCUCUACCGUGAAUGGAAUGGACGUGCUAGCUGAAGAGCUUGGGAGCCUGACUCCGGAGCAGCUGGCUGCGCCGAUCCCGACUGUGGAGGAAAAAUGGAGGCUGCUUCCAGCAUUUUUAAAGGUGAAAGGCCUGGUGAAGCAGCACAUAGACUCCUUUAACUAUUUCAUUAAUGUAGAGAUAAAGAAGAUAAUGAAAGCCAAUGAAAAGGUUACAAGCGAUGCUGACCCCAUGUGGUACUUAAAAUAUCUUAAUAUCUAUGUUGGACUUCCUGAUGUCGAAGAAAGCUUCAAUGUAACUAGACCAGUGUCCCCUCAUGAGUGCCGUCUGAGGGACAUGACAUACUCCGCCCCGAUCACAGUGGACAUUGAGUAUACCCGAGGCAGCCAGAGGAUAAUCCGCAAUGCCUUACCCAUUGGCAGAAUGCCCAUCAUGCUCCGAAGUUCAAACUGUGUUCUGACAGGGAAAACACCAGCAGAGUUUGCCAAACUGAACGAGUGUCCAUUAGACCCAGGUGGCUACUUUAUUGUUAAAGGAGUGGAGAAAGUCAUUCUUAUCCAAGAGCAGCUGUCCAAGAACAGGAUCAUUGUGGAGGCCGACAGGAAAGGAGCCGUUGGAGCUUCAGUUACCAGCUCCACCCAUGAAAAGAAAAGUAGAACCAACAUGGCCGUGAAACAGGGGCGAUUCUAUCUGAGGCAUAACACGCUGUCUGAAGAUAUACCCAUUGUCAUCAUAUUUAAGGCUAUGGGUGUUGAGAGUGACCAGGAAAUUGUGCAGAUGAUUGGAACAGAGGAGCACGUGAUGGCUGCAUUCGGGCCCAGCUUGGAGGAGUGCCAGAAAGCUCAGAUCUUCACCCAGAUGCAGGCACUGAAGUAUAUAGGGAAUAAAUUAAGAAGACAACGAAUGUGGGGAGGCGGAGCAAAGAAAACCAAAAUAGAAGAAGCGAGAGAGCUCCUGGCUUCUACCAUCCUGACCCACGUGCCCGUGAAGGAAUUCAAUUUCCGAGCUAAGUGCAUCUACACCGCAGUGAUGGUGCGAAGGGUGAUCCUGGCCCAGGGGGAUAAUAAGGUCGACGACAGGGACUAUUACGGCAACAAGCGGCUGGAAUUGGCAGGACAGCUCUUAGCUCUUCUUUUUGAAGAUUUGUUUAAAAAAUUUAAUUCAGAAAUGAAGAAGAUUGCAGACCAAGUGAUUCCUAAACAAAGAGCGGCCCAGUUUGACGUCGUGAAACACAUGCGCCAGGACCAGAUUACCAAUGGCAUGGUCAAUGCCAUUUCCACGGGAAAUUGGUCUCUGAAGAGAUUUAAGAUGGACCGGCAGGGUGUGACCCAGGUGCUCUCUCGAUUGUCAUAUAUAUCUGCCCUUGGCAUGAUGACAAGAAUCUCUUCCCAGUUUGAAAAGACAAGAAAAGUGAGUGGCCCUCGUUCUCUGCAGCCGUCUCAGUGGGGAAUGCUCUGUCCCUCCGACACACCUGAAGGAGAGGCCUGUGGUUUGGUUAAGAACUUGGCCCUCAUGACACAUAUAACAACUGAUAUGGAAGACGGACCCAUUAUUAAGUUAGCUGGGAACUUGGGAGUAGAAGAUGUGAAUUUAUUAUGUGGAGAAGAGCUAUCUUACCCAAAUGUGUUUCUUGUCUUCCUGAAUGGUAAUAUCCUGGGUGUCAUUCGAGACCAUAAAAAGCUUGUCAGCACAUUCCGGCUGAUGCGAAGAGCAGGAUAUAUCAAUGAAUUUGUUUCUAUCUCCACAAACCUUACAGACCGGUGUGUUUAUAUCUCCUCUGACGGCGGGCGCUUGUGCAGACCUUACAUAAUUGUCAAGAAACAGAAGCCAGCAGUCACAAAUAAGCAUAUGGAAGAGUUGGCGCAAGGUUACAGGAAUUUUGAAGAUUUCUUACAUGAAAGUCUAGUUGAAUACUUAGAUGUGAAUGAAGAAAAUGAUUGUAACAUUGCACUCUACGAACAUACAAUUAAUAAAGACACCACCCACUUGGAGAUUGAACCCUUCACUCUGCUUGGUGUUUGCGCUGGCCUGAUCCCAUACCCUCAUCACAACCAGUCUCCAAGAAACACCUACCAGUGUGCUAUGGGCAAGCAAGCCAUGGGUACCAUUGGAUACAAUCAGCGGAACAGAAUUGAUACACUUAUGUAUCUACUAGCAUAUCCACAAAAACCCAUGGUUAAAACAAAAACAAUUGAGUUGAUAGAUUUUGAGAAAUUGCCAGCGGGACAGAAUGCAACUGUUGCGGUGAUGAGUUACAGUGGCUAUGACAUUGAAGAUGCUCUGGUUUUGAACAAGGCCUCUCUGGACAGAGGUUUUGGGCGUUGUCUUGUAUAUAAAAAUGCUAAGUGCACCUUGAAACGUUAUACCAAUCAGACCUUUGAUAAGGUGAUGGGUCCCAUGUUGGAUGCUGCUACCAGAAAACCCAUCUGGCGACAUGAAAUUUUAGAUGCAGAUGGCAUUUGUUCUCCAGGUGAGAAGGUGGAGAACAAGCAGGUGCUUGUCAACAAGUCCAUGCCCACAGUGACUCAGAUCCCUUUGGAAGGGAGCAAUGUGCCACAGCAGCCACAGUAUAAAGAUGUGCCCAUCACGUACAAAGGUGCAACAGACUCCUACAUCGAGAAAGUGAUGAUCUCUUCCAAUGCCGAGGAUGCUUUCCUCAUCAAGAUGCUCCUGAGACAGACGAGGCGUCCAGAGAUAGGAGACAAAUUCAGCAGUCGCCAUGGACAAAAGGGUGUCUGUGGCCUGAUCGUCCCCCAGGAAGACAUGCCGUUCUGUGAUUCUGGCAUCUGUCCCGACAUCAUAAUGAACCCACACGGCUUCCCAUCAAGAAUGACGGUUGGAAAGUUAAUUGAGUUGCUGGCUGGCAAGGCAGGUGUGUUAGACGGCAGGUUCCACUACGGCACUGCCUUUGGAGGGAGUAAAGUGAAGGAUGUGUGUGAAGACCUCGUUCGACAUGGUUACAACUACCUGGGGAAAGACUACGUCACCUCAGGCAUCACAGGUGAGCCUUUAGAAGCAUACAUCUAUUUUGGACCUGUGUACUAUCAGAAACUGAAACAUAUGGUGCUGGAUAAAAUGCACGCCCGGGCCCGGGGACCACGAGCCGUCCUUACCAGGCAGCCCACUGAAGGGCGAUCUCGAGAUGGCGGCUUGCGUCUUGGAGAAAUGGAACGUGACUGUUUAAUCGGCUAUGGAGCUAGUAUGCUUUUGCUGGAGAGACUAAUGAUCUCAAGUGACGCGUUCGAGGUUGAUGUCUGCGGGCAGUGUGGACUCCUGGGAUAUUCUGGCUGGUGCCACUACUGCAAGUCUUCGUGCCAUGUGUCCUCCCUCCGGAUCCCGUAUGCCUGCAAGCUGCUCUUCCAAGAGUUGCAGUCCAUGAACAUCAUCCCCAGGUUGAAACUGGCCAAGUACAACGAAUAAAGUUGUGCAGUGCUCACAAGGGUACUGCCGGUCAGUCGGCUGCCUGUGCAGCCCGAGGCAGGGAGCUCUCGGGGACUUCUGUGCUCGGUCUGCUUCACGGAGAACUGCGAGGAGGAGCAGCAGCUGUCUGAGAUCCAGAAGCUAGCUUGACACCCUUGACCUGGAGCCUCCAGCCACAGGACAUGCAGGCCCCACACAGCACAGCACUGUGUGAAGUCACACACAGAUGGACACGACUAGAGAGAGUACCAGCGCCUGCUCGUUUUUGUUGUUUGUGUUGGAGUCUCACUCUGUAGCCCAGGCUGGAUUUGAACUCACCUUAACCCUCCUGCCUUUGUCUUCCACUAGUGCUGGAAUCAUGGGUGUGAUCCAGCAUAUCUGGUUUGUUUGUUUAUGUUAUUAUAUUUUAAACUGUACUUAUUAGAAUAACCUUUCUCCUUAAAAUUCCCUCUGACAUCUUCUGGUUAACAGAACUAUGGGUUCUCAUCAGAUGUGGAGAGGGUAAAGAAUCCUUUGAAUUGGGAAGUUCAGCUCAGUCAGUUAAGUGCCUGUUGGAUAUGUAUGACCUGAGUUCACCCCCAGCAACCCAUGUAAGGGCUGGGUGUGGCGCCUAGCACCCAUGUAAAAGUACAGUACUGAGGGGGUGGGGUGGGAAGCAGACAGGCAGACCCCUGGCACUUAUGACCAGACACUGUAGCCAGUCAGUGCACUUCAGGUUCAGUGAGAGACCCUGUGUUGGGGGUUAAAGUGGACAGUGACUGAGUAGGACCCCAGUGUCCCUCUGGCCUCCAUACACACAUCCAAAUAAUGGGUAGAUUUGUAGGCACAACUUUCGCUGAGGCAAGAAGUAGUAGUAAACUGACUCUCAGAGGGCAGCAAGUGACACAUGUGACUCUGGAAGGCCAGUGGCCACAGCUUUCUGUCACAUACUGAGACUUCAGUCUUGAUGGACCAUGAUCAGUGCAGCCUACCUUUUAAGAAUCUGUUUAUCUACCUUCUUUCCAUUCCUAACAGGAAGUUAGUUGUCCAUUCUGUCCGCUUAUUCUUAACAGUUGUGCCUACACCAGAUAAGUAUUUAUACUGAGACUUGCUUAUGAAAAGAGAGACAGUCCCAGAAGCGUCGAAGAAUGAUGUAGGCCACAUUCUCGUGCUGCACCAGAAAUGUUCCUCGAAUACUGGCAGGUGCACACGGAGAGAGCUCGGGCUCAGGUGUGCAGAUGAGGCUGAGGAGCAAGAGGACUUUUCAGAUCUCCUCACCCCCAGAUCAUCCGGGUGAGUCACUUGAAGACUCAACCUGUUUUGUUUUCUUCACAAUAAAGAUGUGGCCGUCAGCCUGAGAGGUGA
Molecule: messenger RNA, 4913 nt
Organism: Arvicanthis niloticus (Nile rat)
Lineage: Eukaryota; Metazoa; Chordata; Mammalia; Rodentia; Muridae
Source: RefSeq, a predicted model, not a curated record